AUGCCAUCUUUUGAUGAGGUUUUGAAGGAAGCUGGGGAAUUUGGAAGAUUUCAAAAGAGAGUCUUUUUCCUCCUUUGCCAGACAGGCAUAACUUUUUCUUCCCUGUUCGCCAGUGUGGUUUUCCUUGGGCGGGCACCGGGCAGCUACUGGUGCAGGAUCCCUGGGGCAGCUGAACUAAGUGAACGAUGUGGCUGGACAAUAGAAGAGGAACGAAACUUCACGGUGCUGCCCUUGCCCCUGGGGAAUGGGUCUUCCAGCGGGCAGUGCGAGAGGCUGGAUGUCGUGUGGGACACCUCCAUCAGUUGCACCAGCCCACUCGCCAGCUACCGCAACAGCAGCACCAGCAACCUGCCACUCAUCACAUGCCACAACAACUGGGUGUAUGAACAACCCCACUCAUCCAUCAUCAGCGAGUAUAACCUUGUGUGCGGCAAUGCCUGGAUGCUGGAUCUCUCGCAGGCUAUCCUCAAUCUGGGAUUCUUGGCUGGCGCCUUCAUCCUGGGCUAUGCUGCAGACAGAUAUGGCAGAAUCCUCAUCUACCUGCUCUCCUGUCUCGGGGUUGGGAUAUGCGGUAUCAUAGUGGCAUUUGCACCAAACUUCACUGUAUUUUUGAUCUUCCGUUUUCUUCAAGGCAUGUUUGGCAAGGGAACCUGGCUGACAUGCUAUGUGAUUGUGACAGAGAUUGUUGGUUCUGACCAGCGUAUUGUUGGGAUUGUGAUUCAGAUAUUCUUCACCCUGGGAAUUAUGAUUCUCCCUGGAAUUGCAUAUUUGGCUCCCACAUGGCAGGGGAUCCAGCUGGCCAUUUCACUGCCCAACUUCCUCUUCCUGCUCUACUACUGGUAA
This is a messenger RNA of Apaloderma vittatum (bar-tailed trogon), 843 nucleotides long. Its product is annotated as solute carrier family 22 member 3-like. The coding region runs from base 1 to 843 and encodes 280 amino acids. The transcript is spliced from 4 exons. Lineage: Eukaryota; Metazoa; Chordata; Aves; Trogoniformes; Trogonidae. Gene Ontology annotation, biological process: transmembrane transport. Gene Ontology annotation, molecular function: transmembrane transporter activity. The record is from RefSeq and is a predicted model, not a curated record.